AUGGCCUCAAGAACCACAAAGGCGGGGUCAAGUAAUGGGAACGAAAGGUUAGAUCAAAUUCUUGAUCUACUAAAUCAGCAAAGUGCAAGGAUGAAUGAUCUUGAACAAGAGGUUCGAAGGGUCGGAGAAGUCCGACAGGAAGCCCCAAGGGUUGAGGAGCAACCCGACAACCAAGCCAGAAUAGAAGAAGAGCUGGAAAAGGAUUUGAAAAGGAUAGCCCCGCCAAAUUUUGAUGGAAAAACAAUUGGUGAUGGUGCAGAGGCAUGGUUAUUCUUCGACAAGAAGAUGACAGAAUUUCAAAACCUUACUCAAGGUAGUAUGUCGGUAACACAGUACUGGAAGAAAUUUACUAAUCUCCUUAAGUAUGUUCCGCAAUACCAGAUGGAUGAAAGGUUCUACAUUCAGAAGUUCAUUUUGGGUUUAAGAACCCAUAUAGGAGCAGAGGUGGAUAUCCAUAAUCCAUUAACUAUGGUGGAGGUAUUUGAAAAGGCGACUAAGCAAGAGCAGAAGUUACAGCAGUUGGGGAACCUUCGAAAGAAUGAGAACAACCGACCAAAUUUUGGGAAUAGAAAUUUCCAAAGGAAUCACAAUAGCAACAAUCGACAGAUAAGAAAUCUUAAGAGGGGACCCAACACCCAGGAAAAAGGAAGAGCAAAUCAGGAUGGAAAUAAGAAAGAAAACAACAACACCAAUGCUCGACAGAAUAUGGACAGAGGAAGGUCAGGUGGCCAUCCUGGUCCUAGGGAUGGGUGUUAUAAUUGUGGAGGGAGUCAUUACGCCUCCAAUUGUACACAACGUACCCCAGCACAGAGAGGAUCAUAUCAGCAAGGAGCCCCUCAACAUUAG
Cryptomeria japonica (Japanese cedar) is the source of this 846-nucleotide messenger RNA. RefSeq lists its product as uncharacterized. NCBI's taxonomy places the organism in Eukaryota, Viridiplantae, Streptophyta, Pinopsida, Cupressales, Cupressaceae. The coding region runs from base 1 to 846 and encodes 281 amino acids. The transcript is spliced from 2 exons. The record is from RefSeq and is a predicted model, not a curated record.